Nipponia nippon (crested ibis) is the source of this 2472-nucleotide messenger RNA. RefSeq names its product transmembrane channel like 1 (gene TMC1). Gene Ontology annotation, cellular component: plasma membrane. The record is from RefSeq and is a predicted model, not a curated record. Lineage: Eukaryota; Metazoa; Chordata; Aves; Pelecaniformes; Threskiornithidae. Gene Ontology annotation, molecular function: mechanosensitive monoatomic ion channel activity; voltage-gated calcium channel activity. Gene Ontology annotation, biological process: detection of mechanical stimulus involved in sensory perception of sound; vestibular reflex.
AUGCCUAAACAUGAAAAGCCAGCCACCAUUGAAGGAAAUGAUGGCAGUGAUGUUGACAAUGAAGAUGGCAGUGCAGCUGAGAAUGAAGAAAGUGUCAAAGAAACAGACAAAGGGGGCAAGAGAGCAACACCGAGAACCAGAAGGGGACAUGCCAGAGGGAGAGCCAGGUGUAGUGGUGAGGAGGAUGAGGAUGACGAAGACGGGACAAGGAGAGCUGGGCAUCGCAGGCACAGAAACCGUAGAGGACGGGGACGAGCAGCUGGAAAUGAGGGCAGUGAUUCUGAUGGGGACCCUGCAAAAGCCAGGAAGAACCAGGCAAAUCAGAAAUCCAAGGAAGAUGAUGAAGACGAGGAAGAUGAGAAAGGGGGUAAAAGUGGGAAAGGCAAAAAUGAGAAGAAACAGGACCAAAAGCCUGAUAAGAAAGGGAAAAAAGAGAAGGCCAACAAGAAGAAAAAAGACAAAAAGAAAUCAGGAUCUGGCUCUGAUUCUGACUCUGAGGAGGAGCCAAUUACAGAGGAGGAACUGGCCAAGCUGAAAGAAGAGGUAGAAGAAAAAAAGAAACUAAUUGCCACGCUGCGAAACAAGCCAUGGAAGAUGAAAAAGAAGUUGUCUGUCCUGAAGGAAGCCCAGCUUUUUGUUGAAAAGUUUGAAGGUGCUCUUGGAAAAGGAAAAGGAAAAAAAUUCUAUGCAUACAAAGUGAUGAUGACCAAGAAAUGGAUGAAAUUUCAAAGAGAUUUUGAGAAUUUUAAGACAGCCUGCAUACCUUGGGAAAUGAAAAUUAAGGAGAUUGAAAGUCACUUUGGCUCAUCAGUAGCAUCUUAUUUCAUAUUUUUGCGCUGGAUGUAUGGAAUAAACAUGAUUCUCUUUGGACUGACCUUUGGACUUGUAAUGGUGCCUGAGGCUUUGAUGGGGAAGCCAUAUGGCUCUUUACCUAGAAAAACUGUCCCAAGAGCUGAAGAAGCAAGUGCUAUGAACUUUGCUACUCUCUGGGAUUUUAGUGGCUUUGCACAGUAUUCUGUACUCUUCUAUGGUUAUUACAAUAACCAGAGGACAAUUGGAUGGCUCAAGUUCAGGAUGCCUCUUUCGUAUUUCCUUGUUGGAGUUGGGACUAUUGGCUACAGCUUUAUGAUUGUCAUUCGAACCAUGGCAAGGAAUGCAAAUGAAGAAGGUGGUGGGGAUGAUACUAGUUUUAAUUUCAGCUGGAAAAUGUUCACAAGCUGGGACUACCUGAUUGGCAAUCCUGAGACAGCAGACAAUAAGUUUGCCUCCAUCACAACAAGCUUUAAGGAAGCUAUCGUGGAGGAGCAGGAGAGCCGAAAAGAGGAAAAUAUUCACUUGACUAGAUUCCUGAGGGUUCUUGCUAACUUCUUAGCCCUAUGCACGCUUGCUGGGAGUGGCUACCUCAUCUUUUUUGUUGUCAGAAGAUCCCAGAAAUUUGCCCUGGAAGGUCUGGAGAACUACGGGUGGUGGGAAAGAAAUGAAGUGAACAUGGUUAUGUCACUUUUAGGGAUGUUCUGUCCAACUUUAUUUGAUGUAAUCAGUUCUCUGGAAAACUACCACCCUCGGAUAGCUCUAAGAUGGCAGCUGGGACGAAUCUUUGCUCUUUUUCUUGGCAAUCUCUACACUUUCAUUAUCGCCCUAAUGGAUGAAAUCAAUCUCAAGUUGGAAGAAGAAAAGAUAGUCAAGUAUAACAUGUCAAUAUGGGAAGCCAGUCUGUACAAUGGCACUAUUCCAGAAAAUUCGACUGCUCCUCCAAUACAGGUGGAUCCUGCAGAUGUCCCCAGAGGGCCGUGCUGGGAAACAAUGGUAGGACAGGAAUUUGUGCGGCUGACAGUCUCUGACACGAUGACAACAUACAUCACAAUUCUAAUUGGCGAUUUCUUGAGAGCUGUCUUCGUUAGGUUUUUCAAUUACUGCUGGUGCUGGGACUUGGAGUAUGGAUUUCCAUCAUAUUCUGAGUUUGAUAUAAGUGGAAAUGUGCUGGGACUGAUCUUUAACCAAGGCAUGAUCUGGAUGGGAUCUUUUUAUGCUCCAUGUCUCCCAGCAAUCAACGUGUUCCGCCUCCACACUUCAAUGUACCUGCAGUGCUGGGCAGUCAUGUGCUGCAAUGUCCCCCAAGAGAGGGUCUUCAAGGCUUCCAGAUCCAAUAACUUCUACAUGGCCAUGCUGCUUUUCAUUCUCUUUCUCUCCACACUGCCUGCUGUGUAUACCAUUGUCUCCAUCCCACCAUCUUUUGACUGUGGUCCUUUCAGUGGGAAGACUAGAAUGUUUGAAGUCAUAUCAGAAACUCUGGAGCAUGACUUCCCUUCCUGGUUUGGGAAGGUAUUUGGUUAUGCUUCUAACCCUGGACUCAUCCUACCUUUUAUAUUGCUGAUGGUCCUGAGUAUUUAUUAUCUCAAUGCUACAUCCAAGUCCUACAAGGAAGCUAACUUGGAACUUAAAAAGAAGCUACAAACAAGCAGAAGAAAAUAA